AUGACAAAUCGAGUGAGUGAUCACUGCAUGAAAGCCACCACGGACUGUUCUCCCUCCCGACGGCGUCCACGAUUUGCUAUGAAGCACAGCGCUACCUGCAACACCAUUGCUCCCUCGCCCAAGCGCCAGCAGCUAGCGAAGUCAUCGGUUGGUGUGAGCAAAUUCUCCAAACUAGGGUCGCCCUCAGCCGACAACCUGAGCACGGCCAACAAGACGCCUUACGAACUCCUUCUUGAACAGAUUCAGCGAACGCGAGACUCCGUGUCAUCAACUUCGACGUCUUGUGGCCGGACCCUCCACAGCAACCGCGCAACCGUCGGAAAGUAUACACUUCAUGAGGUCCUCGGAAAGGGAACCUUCUCCAAGGUCCAGUUGGCCACACAUCAGCUUACUAAAGGUACUGGCAAAUUCCUUUCAAUGUCUUCCUUUUAA
Mesocestoides corti is the source of this 432-nucleotide messenger RNA. The record is from the annotation of a GenBank genome assembly. Lineage: Eukaryota; Metazoa; Platyhelminthes; Cestoda; Cyclophyllidea; Mesocestoididae.